AUGACCUGCAUCUAUUCCUGGCUUCAAUUCGACGACGAUAAGCUGGAAAAAACCCUUAGUCAUGCACCUGUGGACAUGCAUAAAGCCUCUUUUAAUCAAGGCGGAAAUGUCUUUGCCCUCAAAGAUGAGGAACCAACUUUGAGAGAACUGCAUCGUAAAUGGAAGGGACACUCCUACUGCAUAUUUCAAGACAACAGCGGAUACUGCUUAAAAGUAAUUGAAGGGUCAUUCACAUGCAUUCAAGAACCGCCUGGAGAUAUAUUAGUCGUUACAGGAAAUAGGCAAACCCUAGGCUCGUUCCCAUCCCUCUUCACUUUAUAA
Lobosporangium transversale is the source of this 321-nucleotide messenger RNA. RefSeq lists its product as hypothetical. The coding region runs from base 1 to 321 and encodes 106 amino acids. The record is from RefSeq and is a predicted model, not a curated record. Lineage: Eukaryota; Fungi; Mortierellomycota; Mortierellomycetes; Mortierellales; Mortierellaceae. The transcript is spliced from 3 exons.